Molecule: messenger RNA, 731 nt
Organism: Zerene cesonia (dogface butterfly)
Lineage: Eukaryota; Metazoa; Arthropoda; Insecta; Lepidoptera; Pieridae
Product: nucleoside-triphosphatase THEP1
Exons: 4
Coding region: 141-713 (190 amino acids)
Molecular function (GO): ATP hydrolysis activity
Source: RefSeq, a predicted model, not a curated record
CGUAGAUGGGGGGUAGGCAGUAAUUACUAACCUACCCAGUAACUAGUUCUUAAUCUGUGCUACUAACUAGUUCUUAAUCUGUGUUGUAAUGACAUUUUCCCUUUUCAGCUGUUGUUUGUUUUUAAAACUAAAUUGCAACUAUGAUAUCAAACAAACUUAAUGUGAAAUAUUUUCUAAUAACUGGUGAUCCUGGAGUUGGAAAAACUACUUUAACCAAAAAGCUAUGUUCAUUACUACAAACAAAUGGAAUUAAAACCACUGGAUUUUAUACGGAAGAAGUUAGGAAAAACCGAGUCAGAGAAGGUUUCGACAUCAUUACUUUAGAUGGCGAUCAGGGUAGAUUAGCAAGAGUUCAGAGCUUACUUAAUUUCCCCACCAAAUUUUCCGUCAGCAAAUAUGGAGUAUUAAUUGAAGAAUUUGAAAAUGUUGCCCUGCCUACAUUACAGAAGACACAAGACCCUAAAACAUGUUUAGUAAUAGAUGAAAUAGGAAAAAUGGAAUUUUUCAGUGCACCAUUCAAGAACAGGGUAAAAGAAAUAUUCACUAUAGAAUCCGAUUAUAUAGUUCUAGCAACAAUACCAGUCAGAAAAAGUGAUCCUUUAAUUGAGUUCAUCAGAAACCAUAAUAAGGCAAAAUUAUGGGUGGUAACAAGAGAGAAUAGAGACACCAUUCAUGAAGAUAUUAUUAUGGCAAUGAAGCAAGCUAUCUUAUAAUUUUUAUUUAUUGAAAAA